Messenger RNA from Trichechus manatus latirostris (Florida manatee), 1675 nucleotides. RefSeq names its product myotubularin-related protein 9-like. Lineage: Eukaryota; Metazoa; Chordata; Mammalia; Sirenia; Trichechidae. The record is from RefSeq and is a predicted model, not a curated record. Gene Ontology annotation, cellular component: membrane; cytoplasm. Gene Ontology annotation, biological process: phosphatidylinositol dephosphorylation; negative regulation of autophagy. Gene Ontology annotation, molecular function: phosphatidylinositol-3-phosphate phosphatase activity.
GGGUCCCAGGCCCCCCACGGGCGGCAUGGAGUUCUCGGAGCUGAUCUGCAUCAGCCGGGCCCAGGCCAAGUUCCUGCGGGGCCCGGAGGCGCCCUGGCUGCUCGGCACGCUGUGCGUCACCGGCCGCCACCUGCUGCUAUUGCCAGGGCCCCAGGACUUGUGGCUGCUGCUGCUGCUGCGUGGUGUUGACUCCAUCGAGAAACGGGUCGCGGAUGAAUCGGGCACCAUCACGCUUCGCUGUAAAGACCUGCGGGUGCUGCAGCUGGACAUAGAGGGUGUGGAAACGACGCUGGACAUCGCUUGCUCCAUCAAGCUACGCCGGGCACUGUCUUCCCUGGAAUCAGUCAUCACCUCCUUUCCGUUCCUCUACCGUCCGAAGGGUCUGAGAUUGGGCGACCCCUGGCACCUUCACUCGCCCGAAAGCUACUACAAGCGAGUAGCUCGCGAGACCAACGCGUGGCGGCUGAGCGAGGUGAAUGAGGACUUCAGCCUGUGUUCCAGUUACCCCCGGGCGGUGAUCGUGCCUCGCGCGGUGGAUGACAAGGCCUUGGCUGCCCAUUUCCGCCAGAGAGGCCGCUUCCCGGUGCUCAGCUAACACCUCGCGCCCAGGGGAACAGUGCUGCUGCGUUCCAGCCAGCCCCUGAAAGGCCCCCAGAAGCGGCGCUGCGCUGAGGACGAGUUGCUGCUGCGAGCUGUGCUGGCGGGUACUCUGCCUGGGGCCCGGGGCUUCGUGGUGGACACGCGCUCUGCCCAGGCUGCUAAACAGGCCCGCAUGACUGGCGGCGGCACGGAGGCGAAGGCCGCCUACCUUGGCUGGAAGCGGCUGCACUGGGCCCUGGAGAGGGGGCGGCCCCUACAGGAGAGCUUCAUGUGCCUGGUGGAGGCCUGUGGGGACCUGGAGCAGAGCACAGAUUGCUGGCUUAGUCAGCUAGAGGGCUGCCACUGGCUGGCAUACAUGAAGGAGGCACAGAGCACUGCUUGUCUGGCAGCCCAGGGCAUGGAGAGGGAAGGAGCCUGCAUCCUGGUGCAUGGGGCUGAAGGUACAGACAGCACCCUGCUCAUGACUUCGCUGGCCCAACUCAUCCUGGAUCCACUGAGCUGGACCAUGGCUGGAUUCCAGGAACUGGUGGAGUGGAUACAGGCUGGCCACCCCUUCCAGCUGCACUGUGCCCACUCGGCCUUCUCCCAUGCCCGCCCCAAGCAUAAGGCACCCACUUUUCUCUUCUUCCUGGACUGCAUGUGACAGCUGGGCCGCCAGUUCCCGCUGUCGCUGGAGUUUGAGGAGGGGCUGCUGUUGGUGCUGUUUGAGCACACCUAUACCUCCCCUUUUGGCACCUUCCUCUGCAACAGCGAAAAGGAGAGAUGCCUGUGUGAAGUGAGGAGUCGAACACACUCCCUUUGGUCCGGGCUCAACCAGCCAAAAGAGCAACGAAAACUGCGGAACCCACUCUAUGUCCUCAAUCUGUUGGCCAUGUGGCCCUCUGUGAAGCUCCAGAGCCUGCGACUGUGGCAAGGCCUGUUUCUGCACUGGACCCGCCCACCUGAGCCUCCAGAGGUGGCAUGGGAGAAGGUGUGGCAAAUAGUGACAGAAAGGGAGAAGACAGAAGGCUCUCAGCCAGCAGCUUCAGCCUCUGAGCCCCACCCCUAAGCAUCGGCUCCUUGGAGAGUGGCUGAG